ACGGCAUCAACCACGACUGUACUGCUUUCACUUUUCUCCGGCUUUACUCAACAACAAAUCUAUCCUCUCCUUGGCACUUUGCCAGAAGAUGGCGUCUUUCAAGACGCGUGUCGACGAGGUAAAGCGAAGCGAUGUGGCCAAGAAUACACUUCUCGAUGAACUGCUGGCACAUGUUGACCAGCUUACGAAAGAACGUGAUGCCGCCAAGGGCGAACUUGACAUGGCGCAGGAUACCGCGCGGACGUAUUACCAGAGAAUGGUGAAAGCGGAGUCGGAAAAGUCUCACAUCCAGACAUCGAUGGAUUGUGACAGAUUUGUCCUCGUACUGAUAGAUGGGGAUAGUAUGCCGUUUCUCAACGAAUUUGUUUCCAGAGGCCUGGAAGGCGGCGAAGAUGCUGGUAAACAUCUUCGGACAGCUGUCCUGGAAUACUACAAGACGCUCUCCAAGUACCAUGCUGAUGAUCGUGUUGUGAUACGGAUCUAUGCAAAUUCGAAAGGACUCGGUAGGGCCUACAAAUCAGCCAAGCUCAUUCCCGACGAGUCUGUAUUUGAUCAGUUCAUGAUCGGCUUCAACAGGAGUCAUCCCCUGUCCGACUUUGUGGAUGCAGGUCAUCACAAGGAAGCUGCAGACUCAAAGCUCAAAGCAAACUUUGAGCUGUACUAUCGAAACCACCACUGCCAACAUAUCAUGUUCGGUGGAUCUGCCGACAAUAGUUAUGCCGGCUUCCUCAGUCCCUUCUCGCUUCCCGGUGCCAUCAACGACCGCAUAACAUUGCUCGAAGGUCCACCUUUCCCCUAUGAGUUGAGAAAAGUCGCCCAAGGCUUCUUCCACACUGGGUUUCGAGGCAUCUUUAGGACAACAAAGAUCCAGACAAUUCCGAACAGUGGUCAAGUUAUCGGAGCCAAAAGACCGGCUACGGACGCUCUCACAUCGUUCAGAGAACGACCGGCGCCAAAUUCUACUUCCGCGGCUGUUACUCCUCCCAAGGCACAGCCAAACCAGCAACCACAACAAGCAGCGCAAACACCGCCGACAUCCUUCACUCCUCCGCCGUUCGUCUUCCAGAACCAGUACGGUCAACGAUUGGAUGUUCCUCUUGACGUUGACAAAGACUAUCUUAAGGAGUUGUACACCAAGAAUACCCGGCUUUGCAACAAUUUUUAUCUGAGGGGUCACUGUCCGUUCGGCGAUAAGUGUGAGUGGGACCACAGCCAGCAUCUUACCAAGCGACAACUCGACACCUUCAGACACAAAGCACGGUCAUCCAGUUGCCGAGACCCGUUCUGUCAAGAUCCAGCUUGCUGUUUGGGCCAUAUGUGCCCCCGAGGAGCUUCAUGCGACAUUUCCAUAUGCAAAUUCCUGCCUGAACAGCACAAUAUCGACUGUGCCGAGGUCUACCAGUACUACCCCGAAACCAAGGAGAGAAAGAGAAUCUUGAUGCCUGGUUAGGACCAAGUGCAACAAGUUCCCUUCCUCCCUACCCGGACAACCAGCCUAACCGACAGAUCACGUCCUCGCCAGCUAUUGGUCGCCCGACGUAUCCCUUUGAGGCGUCGUCGGUCCGGUUGAUCGAUUCAAGGCCCAUUGGAGCCUCCACUGUUGGACAGGAUGCACGAAUCCUUGAUCUCUUGCAAUAGGUCAACCGGUUUCCAUGGUAUUCUGUCACAGUUGGAAGCGGCCUUGCACCCUAGUCAUCCGUACGGCCUGUUCCCCUUUCCCGGCACCAUUUGCCGGGUUUCCUUUUCGUAUUGUGUUACGUUAGAAUACCCCUUCGCGUUGCAUCCCCCUUCCCCAGUUAUCCUUCCGGCAUUAUCUCUUGCACGUUGCAGGCUCUAGGUCUCUGCACCGCAGGCUAAACCGUCUCAAGACGAGACAGGGCGUGCCUUUGCGGCCUUAAAAUCGGUAUAGCAAUAAAAGCUGAUAAAACAUUUCC
Messenger RNA from Exophiala dermatitidis NIH/UT8656, 1934 nucleotides. RefSeq lists its product as uncharacterized. Lineage: Eukaryota; Fungi; Ascomycota; Eurotiomycetes; Chaetothyriales; Herpotrichiellaceae. The record is from RefSeq and is a predicted model, not a curated record. Gene Ontology annotation, molecular function: metal ion binding. The transcript has 5 exons. The coding region runs from base 89 to 1450 and encodes 453 amino acids.